UCUUCUGUGAAAAACAUCUACCUAAUAAAUACUGAGAUUGAUAAUCAUACGAAGAAGCGCUCAUCGCUCUCUCACACAAUCGAUCGAAAUACGCACACUCGAUGCUAUACUCAAGUUCCACAGAGUGAAAGAGAACAUCAAUACGACAGCAACAGCAGCAACAAAACGAGAGAGAGAAAUAUAUAUAUAUAUAUAAGAAUGACGAUUGAAGAGGUGACUCUGAGUGGAUAAAACAAAACACAUGAAAGACAUAAACGAAUUACGCAUAGUACCGCAAGCACAAAAACACACAUAUCGGGUGUAACGAGUGAGAGAUUUUGUGCACGCUUUUCGACAUUCGAGCUCAAAGAACUAAAAAAAACGGCUAUUAUACAAGGAUUAAAGCGAUUAUAAAUAAAUAAAAUGUCAUAAUUUUGUGUUUUUAUAAAUCAAAACGAUUCAAAACGAUAAAUUCAGAAAACGAAUCGAGAGACUGAUAUUUUUUGAUUUGAAAAGAAAAAGAGAAGAGGCAGACACAUUAUUAGUUUAAUUGUAGGCAGUUGUGCAACGCGAUCGAUUUUUUUUGCUGUGUUUCACUUUGACAAACACACGUUUUGUUCCAGUUCAGUUGAUACGAGCGAAUCGCAACUAAGUUCCAAUUAAGUGAUAAGCACAAAUGUUGCCGCCCAGCGCUCACAAACAGUGAACACGGUUUUUCAAGUGGAUUAUCAAAUAGUUCCGUGGGAAAAUUAUUAAAAGGUGUAGAAUCAAAUGUGGCCACGGUGAAAAAUAUUUAACGUUCAAAUAAAUUUCCGAAUGUAGACUAAAUGAUAGAAAAACAUUCAACUCUAAAUAAAAUAACCGAAAAAGAAAAGUAAAAAAAACAAGAAAAUAAAAUCGAGAAAUUCAAUCCGAAUCGAAACUAAUUAUGAAUAAAUUUGAUAAAAGAGAGACAGAGCAAAAGAUUUCGAAAUACGGCCGAUGACAGAAAGCCAGAAAAAAAAUUCCAGAAUUUUUUUUAAUUCGGUGGUUUGUGUAUAAUUAUGAUCUUUCAAUUUUGAUAAGUCGUAUGAGAAUUGGAAUCCGGUUAAGAUUUCAACUUGAACCUUAGACACACGAUACUUAGAAAUAUAUAGGUGAAUAACGACGUCGUUAAAAUCGAUUAAAUUUACAUAUUUACGGAAAAAAAUAGUAAUAUGUAUGUAGUGUGUUUUACUGUAACAGAGCACGAUCAGCACGAUAUUGGUGACGGGAAUGAGUCAUAAACAUAAUGAUUUUUGCUUAUUGUCAUUAUAAAUAUUUGCAACGAUUGUUGAUUUAAAAAAAAACGUAACAGAAUUAUAAAAAUCUGAAUUAAGAAGAAACAACGGCGACGACAACAAUAACGACGGCCGUGUAUCUCAUCAACGGUUCUCCGAACAAUCGAAUGUAUGGAUGCAGAUUAAGUGUGAUUCGUAUGGUAUGGGAAUCCCACAUGUGUUUGUUUGUUAUUAAACGCUAAAAACGUCAGAAACUAUAAAUAAAAACUGAUUACACGUUGUUCUAUGCUCUCACUCUCUCGCAUCGAUCGUUAUUGUUCUUAACGACGAACACGUAGUUGUUUUUUUGUUUCAGUCUCUUUCGCAAAAUUGCAAAGAAGAAGAAAAAAAACGGAGUGUGAUUUUUUGUUGUAUCCUCAAUGCAAAGAGAAACAAAAAACAAAGCAAAUGAUGAUCAUAGACACAAUAUCUAAAUGCAAAAUCGAAACAAACACACAUUGAUAGAGCUGGCAAACCAUUCGCGCUGAUUUGAUUUGAUAUAUUCGCAAAGUGCUUGUGCAAUAAACUUGAAAUCAAUUGAGAGAGCGGUAAAAAUAUCAAAUUGUGAAUUUAAAAUUUGAAAAGCAAAAAAAAAGAGAACUACAACAACUCACAUGAGAGACUCUUGAUAGAUGUAAACAUACAUAUAUGAAUAGACGAACAAAAAGAACGAAGAACAGGAAAAAAGUGACGGUUAAUAUUGAGCUCACAGUGCAUGUGCACACACAUCAAAAUCCAUAAAAUAAUUAACAUAGCUAACCUUUGAUCAGGAAUCAUUUUUCUCGGCGUUGCUCUCAACAUCCUCUCCUCGCGCUGAUUCCAUUUUGGCUCGGCGGAUUCAUUCGGGAUUUUGCUGCAUCUCUCUCACCACAAAACGACACACAUUCAAUCAUUAACACAAUUUUCAUACUUCAUUCGUUCACUCUCUACCUCUCUUUCUCUCUCUCACACACCCAUUGCUCGUUCUUUCUCUUUUUCUCUGGAGCUUUUUUUUCUUCUUCUCUUAAUGUUUUAAUGAACAAGUUAAUCAAGCAAGAGAGCCAAGAGAAACAAACGCACGCUGGUGCCAGUGCAUGUGAACGGUCAAAGUAAUAAAACCGACGAAUAUUAUUGAGCAUUGAUCGUCUCAUGCACACACACACGAAACAACAAAAAAUAAAAAUAAAAUAAACGACGCAAAUAAAAACGAAAAAUAUUGGCACACAGAAAAUGCAACAGACUCACCGUCAAAUGAACGAAAACCAACGAAAAAAAAAUUGCUCAUGGAAUAUUGUGAAUUAUUUGACGAAAGACAAAAUAAAAUUGUAUGAUCGUACAAAUUAAAACUGCAUGCAGCAAAUCGACACAUCAACAAUGGCAUUAAUUGCACAUUUUCAUAAUAAGUUCGUUGUGUGUAUCUAUCUGAUUUUGAGUUGUGACUUUUUUUAUGCGAUCGGUGUUGCGCACUUUUUCAGCAGUGAUGAUAAUUAACAUCAACCAAAUAAUAGCAGCAAUAUCAAAAAUUAAAGAACGUCACAACGUACACAAAUAAUAAAAAGCAGAACUUUAGCGUGAACCUCUUUGCAGUGACACGAAAAGACAAAAGCAGCAGGCGGUGGCACUGGGUCGAUAAUUGAAUUAAAUUACGUGCAAAAGCAAAUGCAAUCAAUACUAAAUUAAACGGAUGAAACAAAAAUAAAAACGUCAUUUUUCUCUUUCAUGAAAGAAAAAAGAAGAAGAAGAAGAAGGUAAAAUUAAAAUUGAACACCCGACAGAUCAGAGAGCCUCCAACGAAAUAAGUAUAUUUAUUUUUGAAAUAAAUACGAAAAGAAUACUAUGCUUCGAUUUGCAUUGAACACGCAGUGUUGUGAAUUGAUGCGACGACGACGACGACAUCAACACCGACUACGACGACAACUUACUCACCGGGAAUAAGGAGAAAGAGGUUUUUUUUCUUUCAUUUCGCUCGUGUGUGUCUUGGUUUCGGUUUUAAUUAAGCAAAAAACGUGCAUGGAUGAACAAAAAAAAAUUUCGUUGUUUUCGGGUCAAGCCAUGUUUCAUUUCGGUUCAUGAAUGCAACAUUGAUGCUGCCACAAGGCAAUAUGUACAUAUAUAUCUGUAUUGCACCACACCAAAAUUGCGCACAUCUCAUCACCACCACACUUUUUUUGCUUCGCAUUUAAUACGGAACACUUCUUUAAGCAAAAGCAGAAUUAAUACCAGCGACAAAAGGCUGUUUCUUUUUUUGUUUUUGAUUGCUUACCAAUAAUAAAAUCUGAUAUCUCCCACACUCAUUAAACAAUAUUUUCACUCCUGCUUAAAUUUAAAUGAUAUAAAAUGCAUCGGUGUCAAUUGUUGUGAUGAAAUAGUGAACAUAGAAAACCGUAAAUGAAACUAAAACUCAUGCAAAAACUGAACUGAUUUUGAAUGACGUAGUUAUCUUUUUUAAUCCUUCUCGUCAGAAAUCGUUUGACGCAAAUAAACUGAAUUAAAAUAAAAAGAAAUAUUUAAUCAAAAGAAGUAAAGAAAUUCGGAACAGCAAUCACCCAAAGGAAGAAUGUUUUUCUUUACCUAAAUUAGUGUUUAUUUACGAUUUAUUUUAUGUGAAUGUGCACUUUUAAGGUGGAUUUUUAAGGUGUUUUUACGACAAAAUCGAAGCGGAAAAAAGACAAUAAACAGUUUUCACGCGAACAUUCUUUUAUGAAGAAAAAAAAAAUCCGUAUCAAUUCACAAUUAUAUAUGAUAAUCGACAGAGAAUCAAAAUAAGAAAAAUCAAGAGAAAAAAAAUAAAAUCGUGCUUGGCAUUCCCUUGAUUGAUGUGCAAUUUCGAAAACAAAAGCGUUCAGUGUGAACAAUACGAACAAAAAAAAACCAACAACAACAACAGUUUCAUCUUCAGUUCAAAAUUCAGCAUUGCGCAUACAAGCCACCAACUGAAUCCGAAUCUGUGAUCACAACAGCAGCAGUUAUUUUGUAACAAGAUACAUACAUACAAUCGGAUAAUUCGAUAAGCAACACUUUCGGAACACACUUUUCGACCGUGAUUUCCAUUUCCUCGAGCAAACAAGCAACAACAAAAAUAACCAAGAUGAAUCAGCAGUGUAAGGUUUGCGGCGAACCGGCGGCAGGCUUCCAUUUCGGUGCAUUCACAUGCGAAGGAUGCAAGUCAUUUUUCGGGCGCACGUACAACAAUUUGUCAUCAAUAUCGGAAUGUAAAAACAAUCGCGAUUGCAUCAUAAAUAAAAAAAAUCGUACGUCAUGUAAGGCAUGCCGUUUGCGUAAAUGCUUAUUGGUUGGUAUGUCGAAAAGUGGCUCUCGAUUUGGACGUCGAUCAAAUUGGUUUAAAAUCCAUUGCUUGCUGCAAGAGCAACAGCAACAACAACAACAGCAACAACAACAACAAAGCGAACAACGUGAGAGGAAGAGCUCAACGUCCGACACUAAACUUACCGAACCAACAGAAUCGAUUAGACACAGUGAUACUGGAACACCAUCUUCGAAUCGUAUUCACGAUUCGGCCGCCAAUUUUUUGUUCUCCACAUCGAUGGCACUGGCAAUGAAGGCACAACGAAAACGAAAGAAAUCAUCUAGCGAUUCGGGCGCCUCGUCUACUACCGACGAAAAUCGCCCACGAUCUCGAUGCUACAGUCCAACGACACAACAACAUCUCUUCCUCAAUGGUCAGAAGAAUUUCCACUUUACCAACAAUCGAUUCUUUUCAACCACAUCAACGAUUACAUCACAAUUACUGUCAUCAUAUGGUGUAUGCAUGAUGACACCGCCAACGGCCAGUCCUGCCACCGCAACAAUGUCACCACCGUCGGCAACAAGCCUUAACCUCUACGUGCAAAAUGAACCGAUCGACUUAUCAAUAAAAUCCAAUCGAUAGAAUUUAUGCGCACAUUCUAUAUACGUACUACACACAUAUCGUCCAGAAAUGCAUUUUCGUGACCCCAAUGAUACAUUCAUUCAUUAAACUACUUUUUUUCGAAAUCACAAACUCUCUUCAUACUUUUUUUUUACUUAUUACAGAGAGAGAAUUUUGACUCAUUCAUAUUGCUCGACAUUUUUUUUUCUUUAAUUUUUUUUAUUUAUUUAUUAUUAUGUGCAUAAGAACAUUCCAUAUAAAAUUGUAUGUAUUGGCUUUGUAAGCGAAUUUUUGUUUUAAAUGUUACAAAUAUUUAAUAUUUAUUGCAAGCGCCCAGUUUAAAUGUUUAAGAUAUGAAUAUACAAACUCUGUGUGUAAGUUUUAUUAAUAUUUACGACAACCAACACAAUUUUAGCUAUUUCGUUGUACAACAUAUAAAUAUAUUAAUUUUCGUAGUUAAAUUAAGUCGCAUAAAAAAAAUUGGCAGAGAUGACAGAGUGUCUUUUAUCGCACACUUUAUUAGAAAUUAUCAUUUUCUCUAUUUUACACGCGCACAAAACCUAAUGAAUCGUUGAUGUAGCUUAAAAAGGCUGAAUUACUUAAAAAUGAAUGCAACUGGUGCAGACCAUCGUCAGUUUUAUAAGAAUUUUGAAUAUUUAUAAUAUUAAUCAAGUUUAUUUAUUCUGUUGGUUAGUUUCAAUUGUUUUAUAUUCAGUCGUCAUAUAAAACGUACACAUUUUCGAAAUGAACAAUUUUCAUCAGAUGAUUUUCGUAAUAAAAGAAUAAAAAUUUCUUUUUAAAAAUAUACUAUUUAGAUACAAAUACUACUUUGUCAGGUUUAAAUGUUUCGGAGCACAAACUAUACAUAUAAAGCAAUUUGAUCAAAUUUAAUUUGAAAAAUACAAAAUCAAAACUCAUUCCCUUUAAUAGCGAAAAUCAUUUAUACUGGAAUCGAGAAAUUGUGAACGUUUUAAUUAUUAUUUGUUUAUGUAUCGAAUAAAUAUGGUGAAUUUUUGAAAGUGUCCAUAUUUAUCGCCGCAUCGAAUAUUGAAACAUUUGACUACGAAAAAUGCAUAUAAAAUAUUUUGUUCGACUUUUGUAAAAACCCUACAGACAUAACUUUUUUUCACUCGAAAUACAGUCGAGAUACAUUUUAAACUAAUAUUUUUCUUAAUAUGAAAACCGAUUAUAACUAUUUGAAAUUCAAAAUAAAUUACUGAAGAUGAAAAAGCAAGGAGACAAUUUUUUUUCUCGGAAGAUUGGAAUAAUUCCUCAUGUAAUGUGCAUGUGUUUGUGGAAAGUAAAUUUAAAUUAAUAUUGAUAGUGAAUGGAAUAGACAUUGCAUUGGAUUAAAGGGCACUAUUUAAGAUUGUACUUAAGACAUUAAGAUAGAUUAAGAAAUUUAAUUGAUAGUAAAUUUGAGUGGUCAGUAAUCGGGCAGCAUCGAUUUGGGAUUGAUUAAAGGCCAGACAAUUCAAUAACUAAACUCUAACU
Contarinia nasturtii (swede midge) is the source of this 6618-nucleotide messenger RNA. RefSeq names its product protein embryonic gonad-like. Gene Ontology annotation, biological process: regulation of DNA-templated transcription. Gene Ontology annotation, molecular function: sequence-specific DNA binding; zinc ion binding; DNA-binding transcription factor activity. The record is from RefSeq and is a predicted model, not a curated record. The transcript is spliced from 6 exons. The coding region runs from base 4345 to 5145 and encodes 266 amino acids. Lineage: Eukaryota; Metazoa; Arthropoda; Insecta; Diptera; Cecidomyiidae.